AUGGGUCCCGACCGCAGACCCGCCAGCAUCGCCCAGCUGGGUCUUCAACUGGAUCCAGGAGGCGCUGGCGCCGAGCUGGUCGCUUCCAGACCUGCAUGGGACGGGCGAACCAUUAUUGACUACGCGUCGUUUCGGACCCAGACUUUCCCUGCGGUGUCACAGUGGAGACGGAGACGUCAUGAGGACAUGAAUUUCUACCGAUUUAACAACAGCUUCAAGCAGGGUCAAGAGAUUUAUGGAUAA
Messenger RNA from Penicillium verhagenii, 243 nucleotides. RefSeq lists its product as uncharacterized. The coding region runs from base 1 to 243 and encodes 80 amino acids. The transcript has 2 exons. Lineage: Eukaryota; Fungi; Ascomycota; Eurotiomycetes; Eurotiales; Aspergillaceae. The record is from RefSeq and is a predicted model, not a curated record.